AUGGCUGUUGCUGGCGCCGAUGACGUCACGGGGGUGCGACGGCAGCGGUGGGUCAAGGGCGCCCCGCCCAGCCCCGGCGACAGCGACGACAGCGACAGCGAUGGUGACGUCACUUGUAGGAGUAACAAGGGCGGGGUUGGAGGUGCUUCGCCGUGCGGCACCUGCUCUCCUCCCCCUCCUGCUGAUGUUGCUGCCGCUGCCCCAGCCCCAGCCCCAACCCCAGCCCCAGCCCCAGCCCCAGCCCCAGCCCCAGCGGGCGGUGACGCAGAGGGCAUGGAGUGGCUAGAGACAGGCCCCGGCGGCAACGUCGCGGCGAAGGCUAACAGCGGCGGGACGAAGACGAUCGGGGGCGGCGGCGGCGGCGGCGGCGGCGGCUCCAAGAAGAAAAAAAAAAACAAAGGCAAGGGCAAGGGCGGCGGCGGCGGCAGCGGCGGCGGAGCUAAGCCCACCAAGAACGCCUCUUCCUCCCUCCCAUCAACGGCAGCAGAGAACAAGACCACGGGCACGCAGCCGGUGUCACAGUCGUCGUCAGGGAAACAAGAGCCAUGCCGCACCCUCAACGGGGCGGCGGCAGGCAGGGUCAAGGCUAAGCGUGCCAAGGGCGGGAAGAAGCUGAGUGUUUCCUUCGGCCGAGUUAACCUCGUCGAGUUUACGCGGGACGUGGGUGGCUGCGGGGUCCCGAGCGAUGGGACGUGGGGGCUCGCGCUGGGCCUGCCGUUUCGAGAAACCGUGGUAGAUGUGGACGGCUACGAGACCUCCAGGACUGAGAUCCUCGAAGAGCGCACUUCGGAGCUUUCCAGGAAGCAGCGGCAUCUGUCUACGGGCGAAACUCGUCAGUUCGACUACCGCCCGAUGGGGGAGAAGAACCCGCUUUUUUACCGCCUCGGGGAGAAGGAGCGCAGCAAGAAACUCCUCGACUACGCCUGCUUCCACAAGUCGGACUUAGAAGAGGCCGACAGAGAUAACGAAGCUGUGCAAACUCCUGACGACAGCGCCGACGCUAACGACAACAACAGCCACAUCAAUGGCUCGGGCGGGAAAGGCACCAGCGACUUCGACGCCUUCAGCCACAAGGUGUCGCACGCGGACUUCGUGGACAAGUCCCAAGAAGCCUCAGUCGAGCUUACCGCGCUGAGAGAUAGCAGGAAAAACAGCCAGGGGUGCAGCUGCAGCUACGUGCGUCCGGACAAGCUCAACCUCGCCAAGCUUCGGGCCGAACUCACCAAACGGGGUUUGAAGGCGUCAGGGUCUAAGAAGGAUCUGGUCAAGGUCCUGCAAGAGGCCAUGCGGCAGGACGAGGAAAAGAACGGAGGAAAGGCUCUCAAAGUCUGCCGCUCGGAGGAGUGCCAAUGCGUGCAAGACGGGGUGGAGUGCCACGCCGACCUGUGCAGCUGCUGCAAAGGCCCGAGCAUAGGAGAGAAGGACGCUCACCACGGCGGCAACUGCGGAAACCCCGAGGGCGUGUACGCCUACAGCAGCAGCGUCGUGCGGUCGCACAGGGGGCCAUACGUAACGUCCAAGGUCGUGCCGGGGAGGGUGAGGGGAGGGGGACACGGCCGGAGCGACUCCGUUUGCUCCGACCACCACUGACCAGGGAAUGGAUAAUACCCGUCCCGCCAACCCCGGAACGAAUGGAUGAUAACCGUCCCGCCAGCCGGAACGAAUGGAUAAUAACCGUCCCGCCAACCCGGGAACGAAUGGAUGAUAACCGUCCCACCGCCGGGAACGAAUGGAUGAUAACCGUCCCGCCAACCUGGGAACGAAUGGAUAAUUACCGUCCCACCAGCCGGAACGCAUGGAUACCUGCCCCAUGAACCCGCCUUUAAACGUGCGGAUGGGUGGAAUUCCAGUGUGGCAAGGAUGCUGUUAAUUCGCAAUGAGCAUCAUCAGCGGCACUCACCAGUUGACGACCGAUCACAAUUGUACUAGUUAGAGGUGCUGUCGCGUGGUAUUUUUUUAUCGUACGAGGGGGUUUCGUUGAUGUAACCCCGGCAUGCCUGUCAAGGCUUGGUUUUGUUGUUUCCGCCUGUCUACUUUCGUGAAGAGCGGAUCGAUUGCUGGUCCGUAAGAUCGCUACCUUCUUCUUCUGGUACCCUCUAGUGCCCUCCUGGCCGGAAGCGAUUAGUUACUCGCAAAGGCCGAAGCGACCGUGUCCGUGGAGUGGUUCUUAGACAUUUUCAUCCACGUGUUAGUGGAGGCUAUUUAGUCGGUUUCUCAACUCACAACCUUCCGAUCGUGGCGUUUUGUGUGUGGUUUGGUUGGGGGGAGGGCUAUUUCCGCGUCGUGAAUACUACGUCAGAUGAGAUUAAGUUGACGUUGAGUUGACGUUGAUGACAAAUCUCUAGGCAAGGGCAGGUAUGUAGACACGCCAUGGCAUGAACAAACACUGUAAUAUUUUUGGUUGAUGGAAACGGGCGUGAAUAAUACGAUCCACGCCGAGAUCGCGUUCGCGUAACGAAGUUUAUUUCGACUUGCGCUGGCUGAAAAUCUCUCUUGAGAAAGGCGGGUAGACCGAUUAGUACAAUAGGGCAAGGUGGUCUCUUCACGUAUAAUUGGACGGAACUCUGCGGUUUCGGGCACUGUUUUAGUGGAGAAAAUGUCAUGUUGGCCACUUGCCAAGGUUAAGGUUUGGGCUGGAGAGAAGGCGAAGAUUCAGUGUCUCUCGGACCACUGAUGGGUGACCUAGCUGGAUCCUGUUUUUUUGGCCUGCUGAAGCAGGAGAAAAAUGUGGCGUUUCUUUGAAGAAAACUGGCGGUAUUUCUGCUGUGUGAUUACAUAUCAACAUCAUAACCUUUGGGACUUGGUGUGUACGCAGGAGCAGAGACCGCGGCCCCCCUAGGCCCUGGGCACAACAAGGGGCGAAACAAGUACAAGUUUUCGAUGGCUGGUGGUGUGUUUUUGUUUACUUUUCUAUUUCUGUUGAUUUCUCAGAACGAACAAGUGAAAUAGGGGUUCAGCACCAGGACGUAGCGCGCGCGUGCGUGAAACGUAAAGCGCUGGUAUUUUAGUUGCUGUUGCGAGCUGAGCCGUUCGGGCUUAAAUUUGUCUUAUCGAAUUAAGCGUUUGUUCUUAACGGCCCAUCAAUAAAAAAAAUGGAGUGUUGACUCGAUAUUAUAGAUCAUGAUGAGUAAUAUAGAGAGGACACGUCGUUGUGCUUGGGCAGAAGAAGGAAGUUUGAGGGACGGUCAGGUCUUCCUCUUGCUUGUUGUGCUUGUGUUUUUCGGUGCUGUUUCUGUUUGCACUGUGGUAGAGGGAGGUAGUUUCUGUUUGCAUUUCAUGAGUUUCGUUUUGCACUACUGCUGUAGAUGGGACCAGACAGCUUUGGGGGGGCGUUACCCGUACAUCCCUUUUCUGAUGAUUUGGCAGAACAUCUAUUAUUAUAGUAUCUUUGUGGGGAUCUGGGGCUGUUUGGCGGUACACAUUAUUAUUGCUGGGGGUGAGUGGCGGAGCCAGAUCGAAUAUAUGACGCAGCUGGAGGUCAUCUACAAUGCUAGUGGAAGAUUCAAGAUUUCAUUCAUAGCCGGCGGCAAGGGCCUGUUCAUUUAAAGAUGAUAUUACACGAACGAUGUUGUUGUUGUCUUCUGCCACCGUAGGCAGGAGGGUGCACAGUUGGGGGGGUGGAAUCUUACACUUUCGGGAGAAAACGCGGCCGACCGGUUUGGGUAUAGAGGGUCCCCCUACCCAAAAGUGUGAUCAGAUGAGGUAACCCCCCUAUCGUGUAGCAUCACUCCUGAUGAAAGAUGGGAUUGCUGCCGAAGUUU
This is a messenger RNA of Ectocarpus siliculosus, 3761 nucleotides long. The record is from the annotation of a GenBank genome assembly. NCBI's taxonomy places the organism in Eukaryota, Phaeophyceae, Ectocarpales, Ectocarpaceae.